This is a messenger RNA of Salvia splendens (bonfire salvia), 1041 nucleotides long. RefSeq lists its product as uncharacterized. Lineage: Eukaryota; Viridiplantae; Streptophyta; Magnoliopsida; Lamiales; Lamiaceae. The coding region runs from base 1 to 1041 and encodes 346 amino acids. The record is from RefSeq and is a predicted model, not a curated record. The transcript has 6 exons.
AUGUCACAAGGCAUCAAGACAGACUUUGGCGUGGUAUCUUACUUUAAUUUCAUGAAAACGUUGAUCAACUACGUUAAAGAUGUAAAGGUGUUGCGGGAGAAAGGCAUACUGUACAGCCAGUUGGCGAAUGAUGAAGAGGUGGUUGAAAUGUUUCAGAGCAUCAAUACUUAUGGAUUCUCAAACACUGAUCUUUUUCUUGAGGGACUCUUGGGAAUUGAGGAAGUUGUUCAACCACUGAGGAUGGAGGUUUUGAAAGAGGUUUCAGACUUGAAGAUGAAGACAAUGAAGGACUCAUCAAAGAGAGGAAAUUAUGAGGGGUUACGCAGUAAUGAGGGCCCACCUAGGUGCACUGUCAAGAUUGAUCUCUGGAAAGCCUAUGACACAGUCGACUGGAGUUUCUUGAGGGGCGUUCUCCAAGGCCUCAAAUUCCACCCUUCUUUCGUCCACCUGAUCAUGGAGUGCGUUACUUCACCUUUGUACACGAUCACGGUGAAUGGUAGCCACCAUGGCUACUUUAGAGGGAUUUUCGUUUCCAUAAGAAAUGCGAGCGAGCUGGCAAUACUCACCUUGCUUUUGCAGAUGACCUCCUUCUGUUCUGCAGGGCUUGGGAUCAACCAGAGCAAGUCUAACAUGUUUAUUGCAGGCGCCAUCAAAGUUCCCAAGGAGACAUUGCUGCAAGUGUUUGCCUUCCCAGAAGGCACCCUCCCUAUCAAAUGUUUGGGCAUUCCCCUCGCAUCAAAGAGACUUGCUACCUCAGACUAUGGCCAUCUGAUCGACAACUUGACGGACAAGAUAAAAAAAUGGCAAGGCGUGGAAUCAUACUGGCUCCAAGCCUUUCCGAUUCCUGGGACUGUCAUUGAGAAGCUCAUUGGUAUUGCUUGUUCUUUCCUUUGGGGGAAGAAGUAUGGUCAAGUUGCUUGGGAUGAUGUUUGCAAGCCAAAAACGGAAGGAGGUCUGGGAAUCAGAAACCUCAAGGCUUGGAAUUCGGCACUUCACACCAAGACCCUCUGGAACAUUCAUUCAAAGAAGGACUCCUUCUAG